Daldinia childiae is the source of this 723-nucleotide messenger RNA. RefSeq lists its product as uncharacterized. NCBI's taxonomy places the organism in Eukaryota, Fungi, Ascomycota, Sordariomycetes, Xylariales, Hypoxylaceae. The coding region runs from base 1 to 723 and encodes 240 amino acids. The record is from RefSeq and is a predicted model, not a curated record. The transcript has a single exon.
AUGAAGCUCACUUUGCAAAACCUCAGCACCCUCCUACUAGCCUCCCUACCCCUGGGCACAGCUAUCCUCUCCAGAGAACUAUGUCCCAGCUGGCCUAAGCCAGAGAACUGCAGCAACCAAGGCUGGGACUGGUCCUACUACAGCAACCCCCUACGCAACAAUGGUGAGAACUACCCCGGAUUCCGCGCGGAUGUCUACAAGACCCGUAUCCCAAUCUAUUCCGACGUAACACCCUGGAUCGGAGGCCACCUCGGCUACACGAAUGCCAACCCCGAUACCACUACCUUCUACGGCUCCCCUGUCGAGCUCAACAGCACGUACUUCGCUUUGAACCACCAAGCAUACCUCUAUGCCUGCGAGGGCGGCACCUGGCAGUUUGACAUCACAGACGUCGACGACGUGGUAUUUGCCUGGAUCGGCGAAACAGCGGUCUCCGGGUGGACGGACGAGAAUGCUGACGCGAAGGCCGUAUGGUCGUUUGCGCGUAACGAUAACCGCCACGGCUCUGCCAGCGUCAGGAAGGACCUCGAGGGCGACCGCUUCUACCCUUUGCGUUUCGUCUUCGCGAACGGUCAGCGGUACGGCCUCUUCAACCUUACUAUUACCAGUCCAAGCGGCAUCAUCGUGUACCAGUCCGGCCGAGACAGCGAUUGGAUUGUCCGGUAUUCAUGCGACUUCGACACAUCGGCCCUGCGCUUUCCCGACUUUGGGUCGGAGGAGUGA